This is a messenger RNA of Homarus americanus (American lobster), 3391 nucleotides long. RefSeq names its product phospholipase A2-like. The transcript is spliced from 6 exons. The coding region runs from base 152 to 877 and encodes 241 amino acids. Gene Ontology annotation, biological process: arachidonate secretion; phospholipid metabolic process. NCBI's taxonomy places the organism in Eukaryota, Metazoa, Arthropoda, Malacostraca, Decapoda, Nephropidae. The record is from RefSeq and is a predicted model, not a curated record.
GGGAUGAGAGAGGGAGCAGGAGGGAGGCAACCUGGACCCGCGUAGUGAAAGUCGACUCACUGGCCGCCCGACCGAGCCACAACACCCAGCUCCUCCACACUCGCUGCGUCCCUCGCUACUCUCACUCGCUUCUCUCACUCUCACGCUCAAGAUGCGGUGGUUGAGCGUGGUGCUGUGGGCGUGGUCGUGGUGGUGGUCGUGGGCGGUACCAGUCCCGGGUAGUUACUACACCGACGAGGCCGCUGGCAGACUCCUCCACUACGACAUUCAAUCCGGAGACUGUGUUCUCUUUGGCGACAGACGCAUCGUGGACGAGAUCAUGCGAGAACUGGCGUCAAGCGAGAGUCCCGUGGCCGUGGUGGAGGCUGCCGAGCUCACUGCCCUCAUCUCCGCCUGCUACGCCCGCGCCGCCCACGACAAGCGCAACCAACCUCCCUCUGCUACCAAUUUCCCUCAUAUUAUAUACCCAGGUACCAAGUGGUGCGGCACAGGGAACGUGGCUGAGGGGCUGGACGACCUGGGACCCUUACGUGAGGUGGACGCUUGUUGCCGAGACCACGACCUCUGUCCAGACGACCUAGAGCCCGGCCAGACCCGACACAACAUCUCCAACGACUCUCCCUUCACCAUGACACACUGCGACUGUAACGAGAGCUUCAGGAAGUGCCUGAUGAAGGUGGGGCUGGGAAGCGGCGAGGCUAAAGAAGUGGGGUCAGCCUACUUCUCGACAGGCCUCUUCCAGUGCUACCGUCUGGCCAAGCCCACCAAGGGAUGUAAGCAGUGGGCCGGACUACUAACUCAGGCGUGUCAGGAAUACGAAUUCGAUGAAGAAGGUGAACCUCGCUGGCAGGUGUUCGAUAUGAAGUCUUUUGAGUAGCCGAAGAGGACCUGAUCGAUGAAGACCUAUUCGAGAAGGACCUGACGAAGACAACGACGAUGACCUCCAAAAAAACAACUGGAGGUGACUUAACAAUAGAACAAAUUUCAUCAACGACUAAAAAUACAAUGAGGUCACGAAACUACAGAAAAGAAUGAGUGAGCAAACAAAAUAAAUAAAUGUUGACGAUGAAAACAAACACAAUGAAUAACGCAAACACAAUAUUACGAAAACUGGAACAAGUUCAAUAAUUAUAAAAUGCAAUCGUAAGGCGCGAAGAUUAAAACACUUUUAUUUCAGUGAUCCCUCACCGGGAAGUAAAUAUUGUAGAAUGAAUUUAAAAUCAAAAGUAGAUGGACUGUGAUAUAGCGAUGACGACUAUAGGGAUAAAAAUAAUGUGAUUAGACCUUGUGAAAAAAACAUAAAGGAAAUUUGAUAAUGGAAAUGAUUACAUUACAUCGACAUUACGAUAUUGCACUCGGAGAAUAAACUUGGUAGAGGAUCAGAUAAAAAUAAUGUUUAAUAACGAGGGAAAUAUUACAAUGAGUGUCACAAUAAAAUAAUGAAUAAAAAAGAAAUACAGUAUUGCCAAACUGUCAAAAUACUGUCUAACAAUUCUUGAUGAGGACUUAUUUAAACGAAAAUAAACAGACUAAAUAAAAGUAUAUAAAAUUAACUAGGUUCAAGGGGAAAAAUCAGAAUUUAGAGAACUUUAGUAUUUCUUUGCCGUUCUUGCGCACCGAAGUAGAUAUUUUGGACUUUUUGUACAGAAGACAAAUGGUUCCUUACCUCGACACUACCCCAUAGCGCAUACUCUCGGGGUAACGAACAACUUUCUUCAUUAUAAAGCUCUAAAAUAAACAGAUAAGGAGCGUAAGAACGGAAAGGUUUUAUAGGACAAUUUUAAGUGAUAUAAUAAAGAUAGGAAAUAUUUCAAUAGUUUAUCGGCAGAAUAUAAAGCAUGACUCGGGAAAUGAACCAAGAGAGUAGACACGUGACAGGCUCAGGUUCUGCCUUGGAUACACAGUAGAAAACAGACUCAGUCCACCUACUUCACUUUAUAAGUAAUCCUCUACUUAUCAAGAUGUAAACAUGAUACAACUUCUUCUAUCAGUAUUUCAACCUAUGAUUAACUUUCUCAGCAGUAUCUUAGUGUAAACUGACUUUCACAGUAUUUUAACAUGCAGUAUAACAUGUCUCAACCAGGUGUGACAUAACAGUAUCACACUUGAGAUGAUUCAUUAUAUUGAAAUGUGACUUCCUUGCCAUAAUAUUUACAUAAGUGACUUCAAUUACAAUUAUAUAAAAAACAAAGACUUUUAUUGCCAUUGUCUCUUCACAAAGUAAAUUUAUUGUUUUCAUUCUUUUAACAAAAACUACCUUAUUUCAACAAAGUAACUUAUUCGCACUAUAUAAAGUAACACCUUAUUAUCUAAUAUUCUAAGCACAAAGUAGCUUCCUUUUCUACCAGUGUUUCAGUAUUAAAACUAACUUUAAGUACAUCCUGCUGUGGUAGGAAACUUUGCCUCGAUACAAGAAUAACUUUUCCAUUUUAAGUGACUUGAAGUGAGAAUAGUUACUUUCAGUAUACAGUACUAACAUACAGACACAGCGACUCUACAUCAGAGUGCUGUUCCAUUACAGUAUAAGUAUCUUUGCACAAAGGAAACUACAUGAGUAACUGUGUGCAUAUGUAACUUUGCUUAAGAUUGACUUUUAUUUUGUUUUUUAACUUAUUUUGCACACGAGUUAACAUUGAGUUACUCUGUAUAUGUUACCUAUUAAAAGUAGCUUUUAGCGUUUUAAGUAAACUUCACACACUGAUUCUACAGUAGAGUAACUACGUGCAUAAGAUUUGUGUAUUAUAAGUAACCUUCCAUAUCUUGAUAGGCCUCAUAAGCGUGUAUUCUCGAGCAUAGACUGAUGUAGAGUUUAGUUAAGAUGUGCCCUGCGAGGCCAACAACUCCUCUUGAAUUUAAUGUUUGAUACUUAAAGUUUGACACAACAAUGCCGUCAUGUUACGCUGAAUACUUGCACACUUACUUAAACUUCACUUUUACUUGCCAUUGAUGAGUAGAACUCAUACGAAUUAUAAUAUUUUGUCUUAAAUUAAUUAUAUGGAUACAUAAAAUUUAUUUCACAAUUGUAACUUUAUCCCCUAUACUGUAUAACAUUAAAGAAGAAACACCCUAGUUUCUAGUUUAUUACAAUAUAGUUUUAUUGUAUAAUUGUGUCAAAUAACAUAUGUGCCAUAAUUUUGUGUACAAAAACUAAGCAAAAAAAGUUCCCAAGUAGGUGUGAGAACCCUGUAGUGUUGAAGGGUGUGUUGUACUGAGACACACCCAGUUUAGUAUUCCAUCAUGCCUUGUCUGACUGCCACCUCCUGCAGGAGACUCUACACAGAAUCUGGUAUUGAAUCUCUUAUACAGUCUUGCUGGUGAGGAAGGCAUAAUUAUUACAUUUCAUAUUGGUAUGAGCAUGUCACUUCCACAACAGUAAAAAAUAUAAAAGAAA